Messenger RNA from Lolium perenne, 2763 nucleotides. Its product is annotated as probable ubiquitin-conjugating enzyme E2 23. The record is from RefSeq and is a predicted model, not a curated record. Gene Ontology annotation, molecular function: ubiquitin conjugating enzyme activity. NCBI's taxonomy places the organism in Eukaryota, Viridiplantae, Streptophyta, Magnoliopsida, Poales, Poaceae.
AUGGACGUCGCGACGGCAUGUCCAGACAUCCAUCAGCAUGACCUCGUGAGUUUCGGGCCCGGGCUGCUCGACUGCGGCGUAGUUGAGGCCAAGGGCGCCGCGGUGGAGGAAGACGGCACCUCUCCCCCGGUCCCCACGUUCCAUAUUCUCUGCCUCGACAACUCCACCGUGACCAAGAAGGCCAGCGACCUCACUGUGAUUGACAGGAGCUACCUGAACAUUGCCCAGGUGGUCGCUUCGGCGUCCAACGUCGGCGGCCAGAUCGGUUCCAUCACCGGCGCCACCACCAUGCUCGACCUGGUCAGGCUCGACGAGCGCGGCGAAGUGGUAGAGACCGUCAGCGGCGUGUCGCCGUCUCGCGUGCGGCGUGUCAGGCCGCUCGGCCCCGGCGACCUGGUCGUCUCCGGGCCGUGGCUCGGCCAGGUCUCCAACGUGUCCGUGGACGUCGACGUGUCGUUCGACGAUGGCGCCGUCUGCACUGUCGCCGACGCGGAGGGCAACGAGAUGCUACAAACAGUUUCGGGAUACCACUAUGAGAAAUACCUCCCUCAGAAGAACAGUCGUUUCUUCCCGGGGCAGCGGGUCGGAAGUGCUGGUAGUGUUUUCAAAGACGCCAGGUGGCUUCAUGGACACUGGAACGCCGACCGCGAUGUAGGCACCGUCGUGAAGGUGGAGAUGUCCAGCGUCCUCGUCCACUGGAUCGCGUCCACACAUUGCGGCACCGACCAGCGGCUCGUCGAGGAAUCUGCUCCUCCGGCCUACCAGAACCCUCGCGACUUGACCUUCUACUGCGUGGCUCACAACAAUUUCGGCUGGGGGCCAGCUGACCGCUGCUUCUUCACCGAGCCAGGUUCGACGCAUGGUGAUUCAUCUUUUGCCCAUGAUCCUCAACUAGAGGAGGAGGAGGAGCAACAACAUGGCGCAUGCUUGGAUAAGGUGGAGCUGCCCAUGACCGUCGCCAAGACCCGCACCUAUGUUGACGUGCUGUGGCAGGACGGCACACAACAACAUGGCGUGCCAUCGGAGUCCGUGGUCCCUUUUAACAACAUCAACGACCAAGAAUUCCUCCCUGGUUACCAUGUGGUUGACAAUGCAUCUCUUGACGGCGCAACGGUCAACGAUGACACUGCUUCAGAUGGUAGUACUAAACCGGCUAGGCGUGUUGGUGUCGUCAGGACCGUCUGUUGCAAGAACCAAACAGUAAAUGUGUCAUGGUUCAAGGCGGCGGCAUGCCCUAACGGGGCUAGGGAGGUCGAGUGCAAUGAUAUCGUGAGCGCCUAUGAUUUAGAAUUGCAUCCUGGCGACACCACUGACCUAGGAGAUACUGUUGUUCGCCUCCUUCCGUCAGGAUCAUCUGACGGUGAAACAUCAAUAGAGUCACAGAGCAAGACGGAGAAGAACGUUGCCCCCACCAAUCUUUCCUGGGUGGGAUGUGUUAUUGACCUUCCUGAUGGCCACGUGCAAGUCAAAUGGGGUGACGGUAGCAUCUCAACGGUGUUGCCCCAUGAGAUCGUCGUCGCCUAUGAGGAGGACUACAUGGAACUAAAAGAUAAAACAGAUGAGGACAGCGACACCGACUCAUCCAGCACGGACAAUGAUCCAAUGAACCCAGCAGAGGAUGGCGAUGCUGAAAGCGGCAGCGGUGAAUCCAACGAAGACGGCCUGUUACAGUCAGCGAUGUUUAAAGGCCGGUUCAGUUCUUUCGUCUGGUCUCUGAUCCGAUUGGCCUGCGAAGUGCUGUCCCAGGGUAAGGGGUUCCUGACGAUGUGGCCUCUGUCAUGGUUCCCAAUCUCGGGGUUACCUGCACCCACCAAGGAGAACAUCCGAGCACCCACCAACGCAUCCGGAGGGAAAAAGAAUGCUACAGAUGCUACCACUGAUGACCAAUCUUUCCGUUUCUCACACUUUGACGUGCUGCAGAUCCCUCCUGAUCACCAUUAUAUUGACACCGCAGAUGAGGUUAGCCGUGGAAAGAGUUGGCCUAAGACAGUACAAAAGGAAUGGAAACUUCUAGAGAAUAACUUGCCAGAGACCAUCUAUGUACGAGGGUUCGAGGACCGCAUGGAUCUUCUGCGUGCGGUGAUGGUUGGUGCGAGCGGAACGCCAUACGAGGACGGGCUCUUCUUCUUCGACCUCCAGCUGCCGUCGUCCUACCCAGCCGUGCCACCGCAGGUGUACUACCACUCCUUUGGUCUAUGCCUCAAUCCCAACCUCUACGAAUCCGGCCAUGUGUGCCUCAGCCUGCUCAACACAUGGGAUGGCGAGGGGACUGAGGUGUGGUUACCGGCCGAGUCGAGCCUCCUCCAAGUCCUUGUUUCUAUCCAGGGUCUCGUCCUCAACAACCAACCAUACUACAAUGAAGCUGGCUAUGAGACCUUGGUUGGUACACCAAAGGGCCGCCGCAACGCGUUGCCCUACGGAGAGAACGCUUAUCUUCUCACCCUCCGGAGCAUGCUCCACGUACUGCGGCGCCCGCCCCAAAAAUUCGAGGCGUUCGUCAAGGACCACUUCCGCCGUCGGGGGAGGUUCGUGCUCAGGACAUGCGAGGCAUACCAUCAAGGAUGUGUCAAUGCAAACGUCUUGGGAGACGCCAAUGCCACCAUGGUGGGUAGGGAGCAGUCUUGCUCGGUCGGGUUAAAGCUUGCUCUAGCCAACGUGAUACCAAGCCUCGUGGCGGCCUUCAUAGAGAUCGGCGCCGAGGGGUGCGAAGAGUUCCAAAAGAUGAGAGUCUCGUUGACACAAUCUCUCAACGCCACUCAAUAG